This is a messenger RNA of Dendronephthya gigantea, 1214 nucleotides long. RefSeq lists its product as uncharacterized. Gene Ontology annotation, biological process: regulation of apoptotic process. Bases 55 to 921 code for a protein of 288 amino acids. Lineage: Eukaryota; Metazoa; Cnidaria; Anthozoa; Malacalcyonacea; Nephtheidae. The transcript has a single exon. The record is from RefSeq and is a predicted model, not a curated record. Gene Ontology annotation, molecular function: protein binding.
AACGCGAGUCACGCGAUUGAAGUAAAUUACUGCUAGGCCAGAAAUUACGACGAAAUGAGCUCGCAAAGGUUGGACUCCUUUCGACUGUUGUUGAACGAUAUAAGCCAUGAGCUCACUGAGAAAAACCUACAGAGUCUCUUGCAUAUUUCUGGAGUCCCUGAUGGCGUGAGGGAAAACAUUAAAGACGGACUGACUUUAUUUAGGCACAUGAUCACGCAUGAUCAAAUCAGCCACGAGAAAAUCGAUCAUUUACGCGAUUUGAUUCGCCAAAUAAGACCCCGUAGACGGGACUUGGUCAAGAAGGUGGACAAUUACAUCAAAAAGGAAUUCGAAACGGACGAUGUUCGCACGGUUGUUGGUGAUUUCAUAGCUUCUACUGAGGUACAGGAGAGCGGAAGUCCUGCAUUCUCCGCAAGCCAUGAGACAGCUGUGUCACCCGUGUGUACGAUUGACUGUGCGUAUAUGAACUGCACGUGUCGACGAGUUCCCUCGUGUUACACACCGAUUAUAGUGUUGCUUGUUUCAGCCACGAUACUCACAGCGGUAUUUUGGUAUGCAGAUGUACCGGGAGUCAGCGAUAAUAUCAAAUCGAAUUCGAAUCUCAAAAGGGCAGGAUUGUAUAUCAUUAUCGCAGAGAUUGGUUUACUUCUGGCUGUUAUUGGCAUUCGCAUGCAGGCGAGAAUAUCCCGUUGUCUCGUUUGCCGAAAUACUGGCUACGAUUCGUUGGAAAAUCAACGUUCCCAGAAUAGUAUGGCAAGACGAAUGGUUGAAACUGCUGACUUGCCGAUGGUACAAAGCCCUCCAAGACAGCAUAAGGUCAGCGAGAGCACGGAAAGCGCAGUAUUCAGCAGUUGUUCAUGCGAUGGAGCUAGUGUGUCCACAUUUGGUACAAUGUCGAGAAAUGAAUCAGAGACAGUUUAAUUUAAGUAACUUCAGUUAACUCUGAAAAUUAAGCCUGACCAUUUUGAUUGGCUAAUUCUUUCCAUAUAGAACUAUAGUUCAUGUAUAGUCCAUAUCCCAUCAACCCCCAUCUACCAACCUCUCAUGGUUGCCCAUGGACUUCAAAGAGCGCGCCAUGAACGCAGAAUUGUUCUACACAGUUUUGCACUUUAACUAUGUUACUAUUGUACUAUUAUAGCAUUAGUAUUAUACACUUUUAUCGUACUUAAACAUUACUCAUUAGUGAGUUUAUACUGUCAUUGAUUAUUGUGAGA